Corapipo altera (White-ruffed manakin) is the source of this 531-nucleotide messenger RNA. Its product is annotated as eukaryotic translation initiation factor 3 subunit C-like. Gene Ontology annotation, cellular component: eukaryotic translation initiation factor 3 complex. Bases 217 to 531 code for a protein of 104 amino acids. Lineage: Eukaryota; Metazoa; Chordata; Aves; Passeriformes; Pipridae. The transcript is spliced from 3 exons. Gene Ontology annotation, biological process: translational initiation. The record is from RefSeq and is a predicted model, not a curated record. Gene Ontology annotation, molecular function: translation initiation factor activity; RNA binding; translation initiation factor binding.
AACCAGGUACGAGGAGCUGUCACACCUGAUCCGGUCGAUCCGGAACACGAUGAAGAUCCGGGACUUGUCCCCCAAAGUCCCACCUUUAUAACCCCAAAAUCCCACCUUUAUCCCCCAAAAUUGGGUGUUUUUUCCCAAAAUCCCCGAUUUCUACCUGGAAUUUACCUGCCCAGGUACGAGGAGCUGUCCAACCUGAUCCGGUCGAUCCGGAACGCGAUGAAGAUCCGGGACGUGUCGCGGUGCCUGGAGGAGUUCGAGCUGCUGGGCCGGGCCUGGGCCAAGGCCAAGGGGGUGGUGGACAGGGAGGGCACCCCCAGGUUCUACCUGAGGAUCCUCGCCGACCUCGAGGACUACCUGAACGAGCUGUGGGAGGACAAGGAGGGCAAGAAGAAGAUGAACAAGAACAACGCCAAAGCCCUGAGCUCCCUGAGGCAGAAACUCCGCAAAUACAACCGGGAUUACGAGGGACAGAUCGCGGCCUACAGACAGGUCAGGGGGAAAUUGGGAUUAUUUGGGGUUUAUUGGGGUUAA